AUUCGUACAAAGUUACACAACUUGUGACUCGUUCGGCGUUUUGUUUGUCUCGCUGGAGUGGAAAUUGUUUCGUGAAAAAUCACUUUUAAAGGGGGUACAUGUUGAUCCUCGUCAACUCCUGGCUACUGAGUUGGCUUCCAUCUUGGUGCCCUACUUCCCCCUCCCAGCUUAAAGAUGCAGAAGAGAAAAUGCUGAAAAGUGUAAAGCAGCCUUUUUCCAGACAGCACGUCCACAUCUCCAACGAAAACUACCUGUGGACCAUAGCCUUUUCCAACCACGGCCAUCCAUCCAUCCCGCAGCUCCAAGCCCCGUCGAGACCUCCUCUGGUUUUGCUGCACGGCUUUGGCGGCGGCGUUGCCCUCUGGGCCCAAAACCUGGACUGUCUCUCCAGCAGCGGUCCGGUUUACGCUCUGGACCUGCUGGGCUUCGGCCAAAGCAGCCGCCCUAUGUUCAGCACCGACCCCGAGGGGGCCGAGGACCAAUUUGUGGAAGCCCUGGAGGAGUGGAGGGAGAAGCUGGGCCUGGAGGAAAUGGUGCUGCUGGGACACAACCUUGGAGGAUAUUUGUCUGCUGCCUACACACUCAGACACCCCCAAAGGGUAAAACAUCUGCUCCUGGUGGAGCCGUGGGGGUUCCCUGCCCGCCCUGACAACCCCCACCAUAACUCCAUCCCAGUGUGGAUCCGAGCCAUGGGGGCUGUGAUGAGCCCCUUCAACCCACUGGCUGGCCUCAGACUGGCUGGGCCUUUAGGUCCGACGCUGGUACAAACCAUCCGCUCCGACUUCAAACAGAAAUACUCCUCAGUGUUUGACGACAACACAGUGUCAAACUACAUCUACCACCUGAACGCUCAGACUCCCAGCGGCGAGACAGCGUUCAAGAACAUGACGGUUCCUUACGGCUGGGCCAAGAGACCCAUGUUGGAGCGUGUGGGCCAGGUGCAGGCCCACAUCCCUAUUUCCUUCAUCUACGGAUCACGCUCCAGUCUGGACAGCGCUUCUGGCUACGCCUUCAAGAAGAGCAGGCCGCAAGUGGGAAUCACCGUGAUUCGAGGAGCAGGUCAUUACGUUUUCGCUGACCAGCCUGAAGACUUCAACCAAAGCGUCCUCCGCAUCCUCGCCAGGACCGACACAAAAAGCCCGAGAGACUCUCGUCUGAAGCCCUGAGCAGUUUUAGUUUUAAUUACUUGAGUUGUUUUAACUAACGCACACAAACUAAAACCACAAC
Nerophis lumbriciformis (worm pipefish) is the source of this 1227-nucleotide messenger RNA. NCBI's taxonomy places the organism in Eukaryota, Metazoa, Chordata, Actinopteri, Syngnathiformes, Syngnathidae. The record is from RefSeq and is a predicted model, not a curated record.